This is a messenger RNA of Hyla sarda, 3117 nucleotides long. RefSeq names its product major histocompatibility complex class I-related gene protein-like. Gene Ontology annotation, biological process: immune response. Bases 134 to 1174 code for a protein of 346 amino acids. Gene Ontology annotation, cellular component: external side of plasma membrane. Lineage: Eukaryota; Metazoa; Chordata; Amphibia; Anura; Hylidae. The record is from RefSeq and is a predicted model, not a curated record. The transcript is spliced from 7 exons.
CCAGUCACAGGCAUUUGUUUUUAGAUACGGUUUCCUCAUCCGCCUGGUAACUGCUGAUCCUCCGCGAAUUCUUUUUUUUUAUUGGCUGGUCGUCGGAAGUGUUUGUUUUCCUAAGCUUUUUUAACGCUCGUACAUGGAGAUGUUUCUCCUCCUCAUUGUGUUUGUCCCGUUCAUGCCUGAGGCCUAUUCUGACAGUCACUCUCUGCGCUAUUGUUCCCUUGGGGUCUCAGCCCCAGGAUCCGGCCUGCCUGAAUUCACCACAAUUGUAUAUGUAGAUGAUAUACAGACUGAGUUAUAUACCAGUGACAUUAGGAGACGUGUCCCUGUGGCUUCAUGGAUGAAGGAGAAAGAGAGUCCACAGUAUUGGGAAAUGGCAACCCAGAUCAAUAAAGGAACUGAGGCCUUAUUCAGACAUGAGGUGAAGAUAGUGAUGAAGCGGUUCAACCACACGGGAGGUUUCCAUUUUGCGCAGGUGAUACAUGGUUGUGAGCUGCGAGAUGACGGCAGCACCGUAGGGUUCCAACAGCACAGAUAUGACGGGAGAGAAUACAUGUACUUGGACGUACAGACAGCAACAUUUGUCCCUACGAUGGCUGAGGCUCAGAUCACCGUACAGAGAUGGAACAGUCCGGAUGCAAGGAGGGGGGAGAUGGAGAAGGAUAAUCUGGAGAAUAAAUGUAUUGGGAAACUGAAGAGAUUCCUUGAGCACGGAAGAGCAGAUCUGGAGAGGAGAGUCCGGCCCGGGGUGAAGGUCACACAUCGCGAAUCAGGAAAAGUCACAAAGCUUCACUGUCUGGUGUAUGGAUUUCACCCCCGAGCUGUGGAUGUGAAGUGGAUGAAGAACCAGAUAGAUGAUGUUCCUUCCUAUGAGACCACAGGUGUCCUCCCCAAUCCUGACGGCUCCUAUCAGAUCCGGGUCAGUGCGGAGGUGAUCCCCAAAGAGGGCGACAGCUACUCCUGUUAUGUGGAUCACAGCAGCCUGGGGGAGCUGCUCCUUGUGAGAUGGGAACCAGAACAGGACUCCCCUCGGGCUGUGAUCAUCGGUGCGGCGGUCAUUGUACUUGUUCUCACAUCCGUUGUUGUAGGAGUCUUUAUAUACAGAAAGCUGAAGGACCCUUACAUGGCGGCCGCCAAUGAAGAGAUGAGAGAUGCUGAAGAACGUCCGGUGACAUGAGCCGCACACUUUCUUUUUUUUUUUUUUUAACCCACUGAUCUUCCGUUAUUUAAUGCUUUGUUAUUUAUUUGAAAUGUAUCCCUAUCAGUAGAGUCACAGAUCUGUUAUACAGAUCCAUAAAACUUCUGGGCUGAUACUUCAUUCCAUGCUGUAUUACUCCAUAUUCUCUCCUUGAAAGGAGAUCUCUCUGUCAUGUUCCUGGAGGCAAUCCAUGACUAUACGACCCUUGUGGAUGGUUCAUUGUCCUACAGACAGUCUCCUUCUAUCAUAAGGGAAACAUCUGACAUGAACGGAUGAAUGUGGUCACCAUAAUGCUUAGAUAUGUCCUUCUGUCCAAAGGUCCAUCCACGGAUAUCAGAGGAGCCCGGGUGCACCAGGAAAACAUUCCUUCCACCAUUUCACCAAGACUUUGGGGUUAGUUCCUCUGUAGGUUCUGCCCAUGGUAGUUUAUUAGGACACAGAGGUUUCAAUAAAAAAUGGCUGGAAAUGGAUGACCGUCCCAGAGAAGAGACGUCACUGAUGUGUCAUCUGUCUAAACCAAUGAGAUUUCAUGUUACAAACUCUAAUAUAUUGUUGUCUUUUCUAGAAAUGUAAUAGUGACAUUAACUUUGCUGCUUCUUAUCAAGGUGUUGGGAGAUAAAGAUUCUGUAAUAAUAACCUGAUAGGGGUCGUAGUCCUAACAACAUCUCCUCACCACUACACAAUGUUACUUGGGUACUGCCCAUGUCUGUACAUUAUACCCGUCAGUGCCCUUUAUAUCUCUGUACAUUAUACCAGUCAGUGUCCUUUAUAUCUCUGUACAUUAUACCAGUCAGUGUCCUUUAUAUCUCUGUACAUUAUACCAGUCAGUGUCCUUUAUAUCUCUGUACAUUAUACCUGUCAGUGUCCUUUAUAUCUCUGUACAUUAUACCAGUCAGUGUCCUUUAUAUCUCUGUACAUUAUACCAGUCAGUGUCCUUUAUAUCUCUGUACAUUAUACCAGUCAGUGCCCUUUAUAUCUCUGUACAUUAUACCAGUCAGUGUCCUUUAUAUCUCUGUACAUUAUACCAGUCAGUGCCCUUUAUAUCUCUGUACAUUAUACCAGUCAGUGCCCUUUAUAUCUCUGUACAUUAUACCAGUCAGUGUCCUUUAUAUCUCUGUAUAUUAUACAAGUCAGUGCCCUUUAUAUCUCUGUAUAUUAUACCAGUCAGUGCCCUUUAUAUCUUCACCUCUAUAGAGGAGAUGAAUGUCCGGCCUAUUUACUAUUAGUUAUAGAGCAUCUGUCUCCUCACGCUGGAAUCUCAGCUUGAGAUAAGUCAGAUCACAUUGACCGGUAAUGAUUCUCAUGGAUGUAUAGAAGAUUUCUGUGUAUUCUACAAGAUAGAAUGGCACAGUGUGUUAUGUAGCUAUAAUGGCCAGAAUAUAUUCAUAUAUCUUAUGGCCAGAAGUGGGAACAGAGCCUUGAAUGUCUUUUGCAAGGACCUAAAGAUAGAGUUGUUCUAUAGUUUUUAUACCAGGUACCUGAAUUCCUGACUAGAGUGUACACAGGAACAGGAAGUCCAUUACAGGAUGUACACAGGAACAGGAAGUCCAUUACAGGAUAUACACAGGAACAGGAAGUCCAUUACAGGAUAUACACAGGAACAGGAAGUCCAUUACAGGAUAUACACAGGAACAGGAAGUCCAUUACAGGAUGUACACAAGAACAGGAAGUCCAUUACAGGAUGUACACAAGAACAGGAAGUCCAUUACAGGAUGUACACAGGAACAGGAAGUCCAUUACAGGAUGUACACAGGAACAGGAAGUCCAUUGAUGUGAUUGAUCUGACAUCUGUGAGUAGAUGUGACCUGUGAAUAAAUUGUAAUGUACGGUAGAUAGACAUUGCUGAUAUGUGGCGCAUCCGUUAUUUCACAAAUCUGAUCUAUUAUAUGUCAUUCUUUUAAAAUAAAGUUUAUACAGAUUGU